AUCACUCCAAAAUGAAGUCUUACCUUUCAAUUAUUGCUCUGUUCGCUGUAGUUUUUGCCGAUUUCGACGGACCAAUGUUCUUGAGAUAUCAGCCGAGAAAUAUUCAACAGUCUUAUUUUGCAAUUGCUAAGAACUAUCAGCUAAGUCAGAUGCAGAAGAACCAGCAGCUUCAGCAAUGGGCUCAGAUGAAUAAUCUUUCGAACGAAUACUCCAGCUACACACAACAACGGAGCCAACAAGAGCAACAAGUCAGCCAGCAGACUUCUCAAAUAAUUUCCCAGUUAUCAACAGUUCAAAACCAGCUUGAAUCCAUUCUGAACAACGAUAAUCAAACGGGAGCUCAGAAGCGACAGGCUAUCCAGUCUCUUAGAUACCAGUACCCUCAAGAAGUUUCAGUUUUGUUCCACAUUCGGGAAGUUUCCAUGAAAAGAAUGGGAAUCGAUGAUGACCAUGAUGACAGUUAUGAAUCAUUUUAAGUUUUUGAAGUUUUUUUUUUCUAAUGAAUGGUUUUAACUUUAGAGGACACAUAAAUGGAA
This is a messenger RNA of Caenorhabditis elegans, 536 nucleotides long. It is a transcript of the gene srlf-35, whose product is annotated as SXP/RAL-2 family protein Ani s 5-like cation-binding domain-containing protein. The record is from RefSeq and is marked reviewed. The transcript is spliced from 2 exons. Lineage: Eukaryota; Metazoa; Nematoda; Chromadorea; Rhabditida; Rhabditidae. The coding region runs from base 12 to 476 and encodes 154 amino acids.